UCUCUCUCUCUCUCUCUCGCUCGCUCUAUCCCUAACCUUUUUCAAUUUUUUGAAAGCUACCAUUGUGACAAGAAGUUGAAGAACAAAUUAAAAUUGAACCCUUCAUUAUCUGCAUAUUUUUGCAGACAUUCCUCAGAUUCUUGCAGAGAUAGCCGUUCGUUUAUUUUUUCCCCAAUUCUUCAAGCCAAACAGCUUCCUGGGAUUCUAUUUUUUUUUGUUUUUUGCAGUGCAGUGGUCUUGUUCAAAUUCUCGAUUUCUGUGUUUCUUUUCUGGUUGAAGAAAGCCUUUUCUGUCACUUACUAGGUGUUGGUGGGAUGAUCAUGGGUGGAUUUGAAGCAAAGUUGAAAGAAUGAAAGCCCAAGUCAUCUCUCUGUCUGUAAACUUUAGUGUUGUUAGAUAAGAUAUGGCGCCUUAACCAGUGGAUUGAUUUUGAAAUAAGGCAUCAGGAUGGAGAGAAGAAAAUGGCCAUGGAAGAGAAAGUCAUCUGAUAAGAGCCCUGGAGAAACUGAGAGUUCUGGUUCAAUGUCGUCCUACUCCGAGAGGUUUUCCGACGAGCAGGACGCAGUCAAGUCAUCUCCGACUCACGAGACUCUAUCGCCUGAAGUAACGUCGAAAGCAGUAUGUAAGGAGGACAUUGAUGACGACGACGACGAUUCACCAAAACAAGAAGAUAUCAAUGAUAGUGUGAAAGAUCUCACUGAUAGAUUAUCUGCUGCUCUUUUGAAUGUGAGGGAAAAAGAAGACUUGGUAAAGCAGCAUGCCAAAGUUGCUGAAGAAGCCAUUGCAGGAUGGGAAAAGGCGGAAAGCGAAGUCGGACUUCUUAAACAGCAGCUCAGGACCACGGUUCAGCAAAAGUCGGCAUUGGAAGAUCGAGUGAGCCACCUUGAUGGGGCACUCAAAGAAUGUGUUAGGCAGCUCAGACAGGGAAGGGAGGAGCAAGAGCAGAAGAUUCGUGACGCCGUGGAGGAAAAAAGCCGCGAUUGGGAAUCGACCAAGGCGGAUCUCGAGAGGCAGCUCCUUGAGCUCCAGAGCAAAGCAGACACUGCUCAAUCUGAAUCUCCUAAAGUUGAUCCAAGCCUUGGCAAGAUACUGGAGUCAUUGAAGAGAGAAAAUGCAGCCCUUAGGCAUGAGCUCCAUGCUCAAUAUAGGGAGCUAAAAACCAGGACUAUAGAGAGAGAUUUGAGUACACAAACAGCUGAAACAGCCAGUAAGCAGCAUCUUGACAGCAUAAAGAAAAUGGCCAAGCUCGAGGCCGAGUGUCGGAGGUUAAAAGUAAUUUCAUCCCGACCAUCAUUGAUUAAUGAUCACAAAUCCAUAGCUGCUUCGACAAUGUCUAUCGAGUCACUUACCGACACUCAAUCAGAUAAUGGAGAGCAGCUUAAUGCAGUUGAUAUCGAUGUAAGACGAACUGAACGAAACAAAUGUGAACCUAGUUGCUCAGACUCAUGGGCAUCAGCCUUACCUAGUAAUCUUCCUUCUUCUCUUGAACUUGAUCUCAUGGAUGAUUUUCUUGAGAUGGAAAGGCUUGCUGCAUUACCCGAAACUGAUAAAGGAAACCGUCACCAAGAAUCAGAACCUUCUGCUCGCCCAGCUGCUGAAGAAAGUGCCAUGAUAACUGAGCUCGAGACGAUGCGGCACGAGAGAUCUUUAAUGGAAGAGAAGCUGAAUGAGAUGGAAGAAGCCAAGAUAGAAUUGGAAGAGAAGCUGAAACAAAUGGAAAUGGAGAAGAACGAAAUGGAAGAGCGGCUUGAGAUGAUGGAAAUCGAGAGAGAUGAAGUGAAUCAAAUGUUAGCGAAAAUGGAAACCGAGCGAUCCGAAUUGGGGCAAAUCUUACUGAAAAUGGAACAAGAGAAGGUCGAAAUGGGAGAUAAGUUAAUGAAGUUAGAGACAGAAAAAGAUGAACUGGAGACUGCUUUAUCCGAGAGUCAAAACUCUGUUGAACUUUCACAAUCUCAACUCAAGGAAACAGAAAUGAAAGUGGAAAAGUUACAAACUGAGCUCACCAUUGCAAAUGAAUCAAAGCUAAGAAUUGAGUAUCAACUUAUCAGCAUGGAAGCAGAAUCCUUGACCAUGUCUGCAAAAGUUGGCAUGUUAGAAUCUGAUAUCCAAAAAGAGAGGGCUUCGGCAUUGGCAUUGACAGUCAAGUGUCAAGAACUUGAAGAACAGCUCUCAAGAAAUAAACAAGAUGAAAAACAAUCACAAAUCGAAAUCUCCAAGAACGAAAUGAAGAUAAAACAGGAGGAUCUAGCUGUAGCUGCUGGGAAGCUUGCUGACUGUCAAAAGACAAUAGCUUCUCUUGGAGAUCAGCUCAAAUCUCUAGCAGCGCUCGAAGAUUUUCUGAUCGACACGACGCAGCUACCGGAGUUCACAGCCAGUGAAUCGCAUAACGUCAUUAGAGAUGGUGAGGAGCAAUGGCAGCACUCGAAUGGGGCGUUUUCGCCCAAAAGAGAUUCAAACUAUAGUAAACUAGUUGAUGACAGUUCUGAACCAUCAAUGAGUAAGAAUGAAGACAAUUCGCCCCCGUCUUCAUCUUCAUCGACUUCGUCGUCUGUGAUUGCAAGUCAUGUUGUCAAUUCUGAGAAAAACCGAAACGGUUUUGCGAAGUUUUUCUCUCGAACCAAGAGCGGGAUAAAGCUAGAAAUUUAGUCAGGAAUGGAUAUGGUGUCUAGAGAUUUAGUACAGUACAAAAAAAAAAAAUUGACUGUAAAACAGCUUGUUUCUUCUGCAUCUUGUUGAGUGUUUUAAAUCUUCACUUGGAUGGACUCUGUAGAUCUUUGUAACCAGCUUCAAAAUGGCCUGAGUAAUUUUGUUUACCCUCUGGCCUUCAUAUU
Messenger RNA from Cucurbita pepo subsp. pepo (vegetable marrow), 2831 nucleotides. RefSeq names its product filament-like plant protein. The record is from RefSeq and is a predicted model, not a curated record. Lineage: Eukaryota; Viridiplantae; Streptophyta; Magnoliopsida; Cucurbitales; Cucurbitaceae.